GGUGUAUGGGCAUCUGCCGUAUUCCAACCGUUUGAUUUCAAAGCAACGCUUCCCCUCGUUCCUCGUAAAGGACCUAGGCCUUCAGGUGAAAACGGUGCUGCCGCUAUACCGACAACCAGUCCACGGACUCUAUAUAGAUCUGCGCAAUUGCUACCCUCCAGAACUAGCAGAGCUUCUAAAGCUGCCUGCUCUCGCUCAGAAUGGGGGACGUAAUGAAAGCUGUUGACAUCAGGGGCGGCAAAGGGCCUGCCACCUCGCUAUUCAUCAACUCGCAGACGCCGAAGCCCGAACCCGAGGAAGGCCAGGCCUUAGUCCGCGUCAGAGCCUUCGGGCUGAAUCGUAUGGAUCUCAUCCAGCGUGAGGGGAGAUACCCCAUGCCACCGCAGGCCCCUUCGACGCUCGGCGUCGAGUUCAGCGGCACCAUCGAAUCGUUCGGGCCUGGUUCCCACGGUGACUUUCGAGUCGGCGAUGCCGUUUUCGGCUUGGCAUAUGGCGGUGCUUACGCCGAGUACAUCGUCGUGAACUCCAGGAUGCUCUUGCGUAAGCCGGACGGCCUAACGUGGGAGACGGCGGCCGGUAUCCCAGAGGUAUGGAUCACAGCUACCCAGGCGCUGCACUUGGUUGGCGACUUCGCGCCGGGGAAGACGGUCCUGUGGCAUGCCGGCGCCAGCGGCGUCAGUAUUGCGGGCAUCCAACUGAGUCGGGAGAGCGGCGCGAGCGCCAUCUACGCUACCGCGGGUACGGAUGAGAAGUGCCGGUUCAUCGAGCGAGAACUCGGCGUUACCAAGGCCUUCAACUACAAGACGCAGGACUGGGCGAAGGAGAUCCUGGAUGCGACCGGCGGCAGGGGUGUAGAUCUGAUUAUAGACUUUAUCGGCGCCAGUUAUUUCCAGAAAAAUCUUACGGUCGCCGCGUGGGACGCAAGGUGGGUUAUGCUCGCCCUACUAGGCGGAACGAAGCUCGACGGUGUAGAUUGUGCCUUGCUGCUAUACAAGCGCAUCCGGCUCGAGGGCAGUACCUUGCGUAGUAGGGAUCUCGAGUACCAAGGCCGGCUUAGGGAUAGGCUUGCCGUAUACAUCCCUCAGAUCGAGAGCGGGAAGCUGAAGGUCCUGAUUGACACUGUCCUCCCCAUGGAGGAUAUCGUCAAGGCUCAUCAGCUUCUAGAGGAAAACAAAACUAUGGGGAAGAUCAUUUGCACUGUCCCGUAGAGCGGGCAUGCAAGGUCUUCUGGAGCCUGACUAGGCGUUCAUGGCAAACCCUGCCCGAUGGCAUGGCUCCAAAACCAUCAACUGGUCCAUGGU
Durotheca rogersii is the source of this 1301-nucleotide messenger RNA. Its product is annotated as quinone oxidoreductase putative. Lineage: Eukaryota; Fungi; Ascomycota; Sordariomycetes; Xylariales; Xylariaceae. The transcript has 2 exons. The record is from RefSeq and is a predicted model, not a curated record. Gene Ontology annotation, molecular function: oxidoreductase activity. The coding region runs from base 201 to 1208 and encodes 335 amino acids.